Molecule: messenger RNA, 2879 nt
Organism: Cynoglossus semilaevis (tongue sole)
Lineage: Eukaryota; Metazoa; Chordata; Actinopteri; Pleuronectiformes; Cynoglossidae
Gene: tmem181
Product: transmembrane protein 181
Exons: 17
Coding region: 238-1809 (523 amino acids)
Molecular function (GO): toxic substance binding
Source: RefSeq, a predicted model, not a curated record
UGAAAGUGUCGUCACGUGACCGCCACCCAACUGAAGGUGCUCUCAUUCUCUUGUUCUUUUGUACAGGUUUUUGUUUUCCUUUGAACGGACGCAGACGAAACAACCACCUUUCAUAUGUAUAUUUCAUGAAAAGCGGCAACCAAUACCGGCGCGACUCUGCUUUUUCUGUGAGAGGCCGAGGGCUUGGUUGUUUCCUACAUCGCCAUUUUUAACCUCCAUUCUCGGUUAUCGUUGACAAUGGACACCGACUACACUUCUGGUUUGGAAAACCCUCUGUACAGCGAGCUGAAAUACUUCUGCAGAAAGAUCCAAGAGGCCUACAACGAGCUGAAGGAGGAUCUGACUCCUUACAAAGAUGAUCGCUUUUACAGGCUGGCACCCAUGCGGCUUUACAGCCUGUCCAAACGACACUUUGUGCUGGUCUUCGUAGUAUUCCUCAUCUGCUUCGGCCUCACAGUUUUCGUCGGUAUCGCAGGUCCUCGGAUUAUCAUUGAACAGGAGCAUAAUGGGGACCAAGUGAUAGGGAAAAAUGUCUCAACUAAGACUGGACCGUUCGAUCUAGUGUCUCCUCCUCUCACAACUUACAACCAGCAGCUAUGGCUCACUUGUGUGAUGCAGGCUGAAAACAGCAACAUGGGAGACUUCCUACAGCCCUUUGAGAUCAUCGUGGAUCUGAAGGGAGUGAUGCAGGAAGCCAGCAUGAUGUACAUCAACGUUUACCAGAAAUCCCGGAAACUGCACUGUGGGGCUAAAUGUGAUGAGAUCAUUGUGCUCCACCUGGGCUACAUGAACUACACUCAGUACCGGGCUGCCGUCAGUUUCAAAGGCCUGGAAAACAUGACAUAUGACAUCAAGGUCAAGUUUGUGUGGAAAACCUAUAAUCCCACCUUCUCACAAGUGGAAAUCUGGUUCCGCUUUGUCUUUGUGGUCCUGACUUUCAUGGUGACGUGUAUGUUUGCACAUUCUCUGAGGAAAUUUUCAAUGAGGGACUGGGGCAUAGAGCAAAAAUGGAUGUCUUUCCUGCUGCCACUGCUGCUGCUCUACAACGAUCCGUUUUUCCCGCUCUCUUUCCUGGUGAACAGCUGGUUUCCAGGCACGCUGGAUGCUUUCUUCCAGGCUCUGUUCCUGUGUUCUCUGUUGCUCUUCUGGCUCUGCGUCUACCAUGGCAUCAGGGUUCAGGGUGAAAGGAAAUGCUUGACCUUCUACCUGCCCAAGUUGAUCAUCGUAGGUCUGCUGUGGCUCUCAGCUGUCACAUUGGGUAUCUGGCAAACGGUUAACGAGCUGCGGGACCCCACAUAUCAGUACAAGGUGGACAUCGCAAACUUCCAGGGCAUGAAGAUCUUCUUCCUUAUCGUUGUUGUUCUCUACAUCCUCUACCUGAUGUUCCUGAUUCUCAGAGCGUGUUCCGAGCUCAAGAACAUGCCUUACUCAGAUCUGAGGCUCAAGUUCUUGACAGGGCUGACAUUUGUUGUUCUUGUCAUAAGCAUGAUUAUUCUCUACUUGAGGUUUGGUGCCAAGGCUCUUCAAGACAACUUUGUGGCUGCUCUGUCAACUCAUUACCAGAACUCAGCUGAGUUCUUAUCCUUCUAUGGGCUCCUCAACUUUUACUUGUACACAUUAGCCUUUGUGUAUUCCCCCUCCAAAAAUGCACUUUAUGAUGCACAGCUGAAGGAUAAUCCUGCUUUCUCUAUGCUGAAUGACUCGGAUGAUGAAGUCAUUUAUGGGAGUGAUUAUGAAGACAUGCCUUUACAAAACGGCCGGGCCAUCAAAGCCACCGCUCAGUACCACGAUGACAGCGACAGUGACUAAACCUGUGAUUUUUUUUUUUCCGCCUCCUGAAAACUACAAGAUUUCCUACGAAAAAAAAAAAAACCCACAAUCAUUCACGUGUGUGUACAUAGGGAGUAUUUCAAUGGGUAGUGUUUUGAAAGAUUUAUUGUAAGUGUACAUAAAUAUAUAUAUUUUUUAAAAAUCUACUGAAUGUACUGUAAUUUCCCUGAAGGUUUUUCCUCCUUGGUCUAUAGUAGGGCACAACUUAAAGUACAUGUGUACUGUAUACAUGUAAACUUGGCCUCAUGAAAUAAAAUGAGCCAGUUAUCAUGUGACUCGCACGAUCACAUAUUUGAGUUAAAUAUUAUUGAAAAGAAAUGAACAAUGGAAUAAUUGGAAAUGUUUCUAAUUUUUUAAGAAACUAUUUUUAAACACUGUUGUUUCAUGUAAAUGUUUUUCUCUCAGACCAUCUGUGUAAAUAAUGUUGGCUUUUGACAGACUGUCAUCAGAAGGUGUUAUUGUGAAAAUGCAGAGAGCUUUACCAGGACACAGUGCCACUAGUAUUGUUUCACUCCUGAUCACAUAUUCUCUCAGAAUACAGCUUUGUUUUUGCACUUUUAUGAAAAACAUUUAAUUUAUUGUGCGAGAAAGUGACAAUGUUUGACACUGUAUUAUCUGAUCAUUUUGUUGGUAUUUAAUGAAGUGUCUUUUUUAAUGACCUUACCUUCAUGUACUACUGAGCUAUUGAAACAUUUCUCACCGCUUUACCUUACAGCUCCUGUGCUAUUGGCCAUGUGCAUUUGCUUUUUGUAGAAAUUAUUUCUUUUGACUUUAAACUGAAGUUUGUGGAUGGAAACGUGCUUGUGUUGAAUCUUCACUCAGACUAACAUUUGAGCUGUGCCUUGUCAGAGAAUCAGUUGUCUUCUGAAACGGUUUCAGUCUUAAACUCGUAAAUACUGUUGAUCUAACAUGUACAUGUUUGAUUCUGUCGGUGAUGGUUCAUAGAGAAUGUUGUAAUUAUACACACAAAUGUUUUUUUUAUUGCUAACAGAAAAAACACGUGGAACUGUAAUUGUCAUAUUUAAAUGUAAAUAAAACUAAUGCACACA